CACAACGAACAGCGCCCCCUGGGCACAACACACGCACACGUGCCUUCCUCUCCUCCUGCCAUUCACACACGCCAAAAUCGAAGAAGCAAAAAAACCCAGGGUUCGACACACUCGCAUCCGCCAACCACACAGCAACCAUGAUGUACAAGGAGCUUAUCCAGUCCAUGCAGCAGCGCCGCGCAGUUGCCGCUGCCCCCGCUGAGGAGGCCAAGUGGGAUGCCCGCAUGGACCACCCCGUGCCCCACACCAACGAGUACUACAUGAAGUGCAUGAUCGGCGGCAUUCUCAGCUGCGGUCUCACCCACACGGCCAUCACCCCGCUCGAUGUGACCAAGUGCAACAUGCAGGUCAACCCCCAGAAGUACCCCAGCCUCUUUGGUGGCAUGCGUACCAUCAUGGCCGAGGAGGGUGCCGGCGCCCUGAUCAAGGGCUGGGCUCCCACCCUCAUUGGUUACUCCAUGCAGGGCUUCUGCAAGUUUGGCUUCUACGAGAUUUUCAAGGAUCUGUACGCCAACAUGGUCGGCAAGGAGGCCGCCGAGGAGUACCGCGGCCUGCUCUGGCUCGGUGCCUCCGCCUCUGCCGAGUUCUUCGCCGACAUUGCCCUCUGCCCCAUGGAGAUGGUCAAGGUCAAGGUCCAGACCUCCCCCGCCGGCACCUUCCCCACUGGCCUCGUCGCCGCCACCUCCCAGAUGUCCAAGCAGUCUGCUGAGACGCGCUUCCCCUUUGGCUCCCUCAUCCCUCUCUGGUCCCGUCAGAUCCCUUACACCAUGGCCAAGUUCUUCUUCUUCGAGAAGGUCGUGUCCGUCUUCUACACACACGUCUACACACAGCCCCGCGAGUCCUACAGCAAGGCCACCCAGCUCCAGGUUACCUUCAUGUCCGGUUACAUUGCCGGUGUCAUCUGCGCCAUCGUCUCCCACCCUGCCGACACCAUGGUCUCGCUCCUUGGCAAGGCUGACAACAAGGGCAAGAGCAUUGGCACCAUCGCUUCCGAGUUUGGCUACAGCAACCUUGCCCUCAAGGGCAUCGUUCCUCGCAUCAUCAUGAUCGGUACCCUCACCGGCCUCCAGUGGUGGAUCUACGAUACCUUCAAGACCGCCUUUGGCCUCGGUACCUCUGGUGCCUCUCCUGCCAAGAAGAACUAAGCGGGCUUCUUUGUCGUUGUUGUUCAGCGUUGUGGUUGUCCUUUUGUUUUGUCUUGUGGCUGUUUUGCUCGUUGUUGCGUGCUUCUUAUGGCUCCCUGCCGCCGUCGUUGUCUCUCUACUUCCACUUCGAUCUGUCGUGCCCAUGUUUUUGUUUUUGUACUUUGCGUGCACGGCGCGUUUCUGUUGCUUGGGUUCGACACAGUACACCAACUACCAUCAGCA
Molecule: messenger RNA, 1367 nt
Organism: Salpingoeca rosetta
Lineage: Eukaryota; Choanoflagellata; Craspedida; Salpingoecidae
Product: phosphate carrier protein
Exons: 3
Coding region: 138-1145 (335 amino acids)
Biological process (GO): mitochondrial phosphate ion transmembrane transport
Cellular component (GO): mitochondrial inner membrane
Molecular function (GO): phosphate transmembrane transporter activity
Source: RefSeq, a predicted model, not a curated record